GAUCCAGUUUGGUGCAAGAUGCUGAUCUAUCUGCUGCUACUAGCCGUCACGGCUGCAGUUUGGUACGUUCGCCGGAAGUACUCGUUCUGGGCGGAACGGAAUGUACCGUACGUACAGCCACGGUUCCCAUUCGGCAACAUUCAGGGCAUCGGAAGACGGAUGCAUUCAUCGCAGCUGAUGACAAAGUUCUACAACGAAAUGAAGUCUUCCGGCCGUCCGUUCGGUGGGAUCUAUUUCUUCACCAAUCCGGUUGCGCUGGCACUCGAGCUGGACUUUGUGAAGAAUGUGCUGGUGCGUGAUUUCGCACACUUUCACGACCGUGGCGUGUACUACAACGAGAAGGACGAUCCCAUCUCGGGACAUCUGUUCAACAUUGAGGGUUCGAAGUGGACAAACCUGCGGAAGAAGCUGAUACCGACGUUUUCUUCCGGCAAGAUGAAAAUGAUGUGUCCAACGAUCGUGUCCGUUGGAGGACGGUUCCGGGAGUGUUUGGAGCGUUGCAUCGAGGGGGACGGUGUGGUUGAGAUGAAGGAACUGUUGGCCCGAUUCACAACGGACGUGAUCGGGACGUGUGCGUUCGGCAUCGAUUGCAACAGCUUGAACGAUCCGAAUGCAGAAUUCUUACGGAUGGGUCGGAAAGUGUUUGAAGUUCCGCGAGGUCGCAUAUUGAAGUUCUUCUUUAUGGCUACGUUCAAGGAUUUCUCAAGACGCAUCCAUAUCAAAGGGACGAGCGAGGAUGUUUCGCAGUUCUUCUUCAAGGUUGUGCGGGAAACGAUCGAGUAUCGCGAGCAACACAACAUUCAGCGGAACGAUUUUAUGAAUCUGUUGAUGCAGCUGAAGAAUAGUGGACAGUUGGAUGAUUCAGGCGAGUCGGUUGGGAAGCUGAGCUUGAAUGAGAUUGUUGCACAAGCUUUUGUGUUUUUCCUCGGCGGGUUCGAAACGUCUUCGACAACGAUGUCUUACUGCUUGCACGAGCUUGCUCUGAACGAGGAGAUCCAGCAGCGGGCAAGACAGUGUGUGUUGGAUGCGGUUAAAAAACACGGCGGCCUUACGUAUGACGCGCUUAUGGACAUGCCCUACAUCGAUCAAUGCAUAAAUGAAUCUCUUCGAAAGUAUCCACCGGGUGCGAAUCUUAUACGGCAGGUCAGUCAAGACUAUCGCGUACCGGGGACGGAUGUUACCUUUCCGAAGGGUAUGAACGUGAUGAUACCGGUGUACGCCAUCCAUCAUGAUCCGGACCACUAUCCCGACCCGGAACGGUACGAUCCGGAUCGGUUUGGAGCAGAAGCGAGCGAAACCCGGAAACCGUACAGCUUUAUCCCGUUCGGAGAAGGGCCAAGAAUUUGUAUAGCGGCACGGUUUGGCAUGUUGGAGGCACGGGUUGGACUGGCGGUGCUGCUGAUGAACUUUAGAUUUUCGCGCUGUGAAAAGACGAAUGUGCCAUUGGUUAUCUCUUCCCGGCAUGCUGUACUAACACCGGAGGGUGGAUUGUGGCUGAAGGUGGAAAAACUGGAGUCGUAA
Molecule: messenger RNA, 1521 nt
Organism: Anopheles maculipalpis
Lineage: Eukaryota; Metazoa; Arthropoda; Insecta; Diptera; Culicidae
Product: cytochrome P450 6A1-like
Exons: 2
Coding region: 19-1521 (500 amino acids)
Molecular function (GO): iron ion binding; monooxygenase activity; heme binding
Source: RefSeq, a predicted model, not a curated record